Messenger RNA from Labrus bergylta (ballan wrasse), 2355 nucleotides. The record is from RefSeq and is a predicted model, not a curated record. Lineage: Eukaryota; Metazoa; Chordata; Actinopteri; Labriformes; Labridae.
UCCAUGCUGUCAGAGAGCGACGCAGUGCAGGACGCGAAGAUGAGCAGCACAGACGCUAACGGUGACAUCACACAGGUGUUAAAGAAAGCCAGAAUGGGCGGAGCUAACCUACACCUGGACGGCAUCCCCCCGGACACGCUCAGUAAGGUGCAGGUGUACCUGGACCUGUUCUGUCUGUCUCAGGAGAAGCUGCGGCAGGUUUCUGCUCAGCUGAAGAAGGACAUGGUCCGAGGUCUGGGCAAACACACGCACCACAAGGCGCCCGUCAAAAUGCUGCCCAGCUUCGUCAGAGCCACGCCUGACGGGACAGAGAAAGGCGACUUCCUGGCGCUGGAUUUGGGUGGAACAAACUUCCGGGUGCUUCAUGUCCGCGUGGUGGAGGACCUGCAGACAGUGGGCAGUCAGCUCUGUGCCAUCCCAAAGGAGAUGAUGCUGGGGACCGGUCAGCAGCUGUUUGACCACAUCGCGAAGUGUCUCAGUGAUUUCCUCGUCUCUCAGGAUCUCAAAGGACAAACUCUUCCUCUGGGCUUCACCUUCUCCUUCCCCUGCGAACAAAAAGAAAUAGGUAGCAUCCUGAUUCGCUGGACUAAAGGCUUUAACUGCUCGGGGGUGGAGGGCGAGGACAUGGUGAAGUUACUGAAGGAGGCGAUCCACAGGAGGGGGGACUUUGAUAUCGGCUCUGUUGCCAUGGUGAACGACACGGUGGGCACCAUGAUGAGCUGUGGCUACAGAGACCAGAGCUGUGAGAUCGGCAUGAUCAUCGGUACGGGGACCAACGCCUGCUACAUGGAGGAGAUGAAGAACGUGGAGCGUGUGGAGGGUGAGGACGGGCGCAUGUGCAUCAACACGGAGUGGGGAGGCUUCGGAGACGACGGCUCCCUGAGAGGAAUCCAGACAGAGUUUGACUUGGAGGUGGACAAGACGUCCAUCAACCCGGGCGUCCACACUUUCGAGAAGAUGAUCAGCGGGAUGUAUCUGGGAGAAAUCGUCCGGCUGCUGCUGCUGAAGCUAACGGAGGACAAGCUGCUGUUUGAAGGUCAGACGUCGGAGACGCUGCGGACGCCCGAGAGCUUCCUGACCAAGUUCAUCUCAGAGGUCGAAGAGCCGGACAGCGGGUUGGAAAAUGCUCGGAGGAUUCUCUCACAGCUGAAUCUGAAGUGGAACGAGGUCGACGCCCACGUGGUUCGCUUGGUCUGCGACACCGUCUCCUCUCGCUCCGCCCGUCUCUGCGCCGCCGCCCUGGCUGCCAUCGCCAACCACAUGAGGGUGAGCCGCAAGCUGGACCGUCUGAAUACCACGGUGGGGGUGGACGGGACGGUGUACCAGAAGCAUCCAAAUUUCAGCGAGGAGCUUCAGGAGACGGUGCGCCUCCUCGCCCCCAAGUGUGACAUCACCUUCCUCGUUUCCGAGGACAGCAGCUCUCCAGUCGCGGCUGUUGGAGGACAGUGACGGCGAGGGAGACGAUGAGGAGGAGGAGGAGGAAGAGGAAGAGGAAGAGGAAGAGGAAGAGGACGUUUAACAGCAGAGAGAAGAUAACUGUCUGAUUUUAAUUCUGAAAUAUUUUAAUAGAAAUUUUUCUUCUCAAACGUGUCGGGUCCUUUCAGGUGUACAGCUCAUCUCUCACGCCGCAGCUCAUCUCUCGUCUCUCACGCCGCAGCUUGUCUCUCACGCCGCAGCUCAUCUCUCGUCUCUCACGCCGCAGCUCUUCGGGUUUUACUUUGGUUUCAUGAAGCAGAGAUUGCUUGUUUUGUUUAUAGAGAACAAAGUGAUGUUGGUUUAGUUCUGAAACAGAUUAUUCAUCAGGUUAAGAUUAUUUCAUGGUGUAAUGUUUCAUCUCACGGCCUGCAGUACCUGUGGCGUCCACCAGGGGGCGCAGCCAACAUCUGGGGAAUCACUGACUUCCUGUUUUUGAGUUUCCAGAACUGCUUCUGCAGAUGACCUUCAGGGCCACCGUUGAAAAGUUGUCCCUGUUUUUUUCCUCAAACAUUAAAAGAUCUUAGUUUUAUUUUGAGUUUUUUAUCAAAGGAGUGGAAACGUGGGAGGAUCCCACAGGUCACACGUGAGGCGAUGCAGCGACGUCGGGACCUGCAGACGUUUUUAUUUCACUCGUUCACAACAAGGAGGCGUGUUUAUAAUCUUUCAAACAUGAUGAACAGAGCUUUAAUCUCAUGAAACACUUUUAUAGGAAAGGGGUCAAAGUUCAGCUUCAAAGUUUGAGUGUGACGUCCAUAUCUUUAUUUGUUUUUAUAUCGUUUUAUUCUUAAAAUGUCUUUAUUCUUAUUAUUUAACUGUUUGUAUUCGCUGCUCUGUCCGUCACGCUCAUGUCAAUAAAGUUAAUGAUUCAUAUCUGAAUGA